Scomber scombrus (Atlantic mackerel) is the source of this 2113-nucleotide messenger RNA. RefSeq names its product zinc finger CCHC domain-containing protein 7-like. The transcript is spliced from 8 exons. NCBI's taxonomy places the organism in Eukaryota, Metazoa, Chordata, Actinopteri, Scombriformes, Scombridae. Gene Ontology annotation, molecular function: nucleic acid binding; zinc ion binding. The coding region runs from base 379 to 1788 and encodes 469 amino acids. The record is from RefSeq and is a predicted model, not a curated record.
UUGUACUAAGUCACAUCAGAGAUAUACUGAACUAAACGGUAAGCAACAGAAAAGUGUCCACACACUUUGUAUCGGUUGUGUUUGAUAAUUUAGAGAUGCUACCGAGGAGCUAGUUAGCGUUAGCACAACCGGUUAGCCUCACGGUAACACGUGUUCUGAUAUGUAGACGGUUUCCUCAUACAUUAUAUGUAAGGAACAAAUCCAACAACCAGUCAGGUCAUUUUAUAUCUGCCACAAUGCACGAUUUGAAUAGAACAUUGUGGUAAAGCAGCAACAUUAGCCACCGCUGUUAGCAUUGGCUAACUGUGCUAGCAGUGCCGUGAGUGCUCGCUGGGUGGCGCUGUUCAGCUGCAGUUUCCGUCAGGUUAGGGUUGUAGUAUGGACUUUACGAAGGAAAACGAAGAUGACAAUGGUGGUGAAGAAGCCGGUGGCGAAGAUGAGCGUUUUUUUAUUGAGGGCUCCAGCUUUUCAGAAAGUGAAGAAAGACACAGGGGAGGCUCUCCUCCGCUCCUCCUGGCCUUCUCCAUCACCCCUGGACAGCUGCUGCAGGACACCAGCCCCGACUUACAGGAGGAGGAUGGGGGCGAUAGUGACCAGUACAUCGAUGACUGGAUGAUCCUGGAAGGAGAAGAGCAGGAGGGGGACUCAAGCAUUCAGCUUAAUCUGAGCUACAGGAACAGCAUCUCUGACGAUGACUCUGGAGAUGAAGAUCAGAAUAUGAAAUCAGUUAAAGAUACCUGGGCUGUAUCAGAGAAGGACAAGAGUUUUGUGGGUCAGUCUCUGCUCAGCCGCUACUUUGUGCGUGGUCGUCCUCUGAUGUGUCACAUCUGCAACAGGGCAGGACACCUCGCCAAAAGCUGCUACAUCCACAAGAAAUGUCCCACCUGUAUCCUUUGUGGGAUCCAGGGCCACAUCCAGAGGGACUGCCCACGCCGACCCUGCCCCAUCUGUGGACUGCCCUCACAUGGACUCAGACCCUGUGAAAAUCCCCCAACUUGGAACCAACACUGUGAGCGCUGCGGGAUGACAGGACACCUCUCUGAUGCCUGCCCCGAUAUAUGGAGACAGUACCACAUGACAAUCCGGUUGGAGAUUCCCCCCAGCCCUCAGAAAGUCCACUCCCUCAAACAUAAGAGAUGCCCUGCUCACUGUUACAACUGCUCUAAGAUGGGACAUUAUGGCUAUGAGUGCACUAAAAGGAGGAUGAUCAGUGGGACAUCUCCCUCCCUGCCGUAUGUUUGCCACUACGACACCAUGGAGGACAUCCUCCAACGUCGCACCAGGAUGCAGAGGGGAUCCAAAGAGGUUGCGAUUGCUGGAUCCCUGUUGCUCUCAGAGCAGCAGCAGUCCGAACCAACAGGGGAGAGUAGCGAGGAGAAUCAGCCAGCACAGUGGAAGAGCAAGAGGAACCAGGAGGCACGGAGCCGGGUCAGCAGAAGGAAGACUUGGCCAGAAAGGCGCAGAGAGAGACAGGAGGUGAAGAGGCUGAGGAGGGAGGCUCAGGCCAGACGUGAAGGAGGACUACUGCUGAGGUCCCGGGGUCACUCUGAUGAUGAAGAUCCCCUCAGGUCGGCCAUUUACGGUCAUGGACAGUCCACACCCCCUCCACAGAAGAAAAUGAGGAGGGAUGAGGCAGGUGGCAGAAGGAGCAGGAAGAGCAGAGAAGCAGAGAGGUGGAAGAAAAGAGGGGGGAUGAAACGUGGAGAUUUAUAUACGUAUGUUGACCUUGACAGCGGAAGUAAAAACCUUCUUUCCCCAAAGCAGAGGGUACGCCACCGAAGAAGAUAAAGUCAUUUCUUUUUUUUUAGGUGUGACUAAUUUGAGUAAUUUGUUUAUUUAAUGUCAAUACAGAUACCUGUAGAAUAGGAGGAUAUACAGUUGAAGGAUGCUCAUUUUUUGUGUAACUGUAUGAAUGUACUUUAGAGCUUUAACCUUGAGCUAGAAGUACAUCUACUAAUAUUAAACUGGCUGGGCCAAAUUUUACACAUGUACAGUUUUCAGCAUAUUUUGGAAUAUGUUUUUACACACUGUGCCUGUAUUAUUUGACUCAUGUAUCAUUUGUUGUGGGACCAGUUUGUUAUGUCCUAAAUUACAUUGAUGUUUUUACAGUAAU